This is a messenger RNA of Rotaria sp. Silwood2, 366 nucleotides long. The record is from the annotation of a GenBank genome assembly. Lineage: Eukaryota; Metazoa; Rotifera; Eurotatoria; Philodinida; Philodinidae.
AUGUCAACUGAUGAAGAUAUUCCGGCCGUUUCGGAUGUUGAAAAUGCAAAAAUAUCUGAUGGUACAAGUACAGCUGGUGAACAUAAUACAGAUAAAGUAAAUGAAGCUGAAAGUGAAACUGAAGUUGAAGAACAAAUAAAUGAAAAAUCAACAAUCGAAGAAGAAAAUCAACCGAAUGAUGAAAUAAAAAAAGAAAAUAAUAAACGUGAUAUUAAUGAAAUUGAUAAAAAUGGUUCAAAAGAAGAACAAGAUGAAACAAUCGAAUCUAUGCCAACAAAUAAAAAAAUAAAAAUUAUUGACUCAACAACAGAUGAAAAUGAUGAAACAGAUUCCGAAUUACCUAAAGAACAAUUAACUGUUGUUUAA